This is a messenger RNA of Pararge aegeria (speckled wood butterfly), 518 nucleotides long. RefSeq lists its product as uncharacterized. The record is from RefSeq and is a predicted model, not a curated record. The transcript has a single exon. NCBI's taxonomy places the organism in Eukaryota, Metazoa, Arthropoda, Insecta, Lepidoptera, Nymphalidae. Bases 8 to 310 code for a protein of 100 amino acids.
CACGAGCAUGGCGUCCCGCGCGCCGGAACCGACCGGAAUCGAUGAGUCUGCUAAAUUCCUUACUCCUUCUUUGGCUAGUAUAACGGAAUCGCUCUCCCUGCUUGGCUUGAGUCCAGAGACGCUUGCCAUGAGUUUCGGAGAGUCACUCGCGGAGCGAUACCUGUCGGCGCUUCGAUCGAAACCAGCUGAGAGACCGAUGCCGAUGCCUUUGAGCACAUGCGGCGCCCCAAGGCGGGCCCCCCUCGCUGAGCCAUCGAACCUGCAGCUGUUCUCCAACGACUUCAUCGACUACCUUAACCAAAUCGCGUAAACUGUGCUCAUCUUGUGCGCCAAUAACGAACUAUUUAUGUGUGUCCUCCUUUGAGGCGCUAGGAAUAAUUUUUGUUAAAAUUAAGUUGGUAUUAUUGAAAAUAAUUUUAUGUAUCGGUUUAGAUCAUACUAUUGAUUUUAUUUUAAUUUUAUUCUACACUUUGUUGAUUAAAAUAGGUAGAUGUUGAUUUUAUCAAAAAUAAUAAUAA